Messenger RNA from Hydra vulgaris (swiftwater hydra), 1970 nucleotides. RefSeq lists its product as uncharacterized. Gene Ontology annotation, molecular function: DNA binding. Lineage: Eukaryota; Metazoa; Cnidaria; Hydrozoa; Anthoathecata; Hydridae. The record is from RefSeq and is a predicted model, not a curated record. Gene Ontology annotation, cellular component: nucleus.
AUGAAACCAUCAUCUGCAUUACAUCUACGUAUAAACAAAUCAAGAAAUCUCAGUACUAAAGCUGAUGCCAUAGUGGCCAGAAAACACACAAAUGAUAAAAAUAAACAGUUAGAAGCUGCAAUAAAUUGGUGCAAAAAAUUUAAUGGAAGGGGACAAGCAGCAUUAAAGACAGGUUUGUUUCCCCUUAUUAAAGAUAGAGAGACAAUCAACAGGCGAUUAGAUGGAAAAGUGAUUAAUGGAAAAGAAAGAGAUUAUUGUACUAUACUUACAGAUGAUGAAGAAGCAUCUAUUGUGCGUUUUAUAAAAAAUAAGAACAGAUGUUUACAGGCAACUAACAAACAGGACAUAACCAAAUUAAUUAUUAAUGUGCUUCGUGUGAGAGAUUACACUAAUACAAAAAUAAAAGGUGGACGGAAGUUUAAAAAGUUAUCAUUAAAUGCUCGAGCUGCUCUAGAAAAGGGAAAAUUGAGUCGAUCAUUUUGGCUUCGUUUUAAUGCUAAACAUAGCAGCCUUACAAUCAAACGCCAAGGGAGUGUCUCGAUAAACCGUGCACUUAAUUGUUCAAGAGAAAUGGCAUGUAAUCAUUUAGAUUCCCUUGCUAAAGAACUAGUAGAUGUUGGUAUUAUGAUAAAUGAAAAAAUGAUUGAAACAGGGGUUUGGAAUGGCACUGUUGAUACAUGCCGAAUAUUUAAUUGUGAUGAAACACCCCAGUUUAUUAAUUAUGGAAUUGAUGGUACCACUUCUGGAUUAUUUUAUGCUGGCAAAGGAGAUGCAUGUCAAAGAAUGUAUAGAGAAAACAGAGAAUGUGUCACAAUUCAACCAUUUGUUUCAUUUUCAGGCGACAUAUGUAUGUGUCAGGUAAUAUUUAAAUGUACUGGUAUUACUAGUUCUAUGGUUCCAACAGAAGCAGUAAAUAAAAUUCCCCAUUUGUUGGUCACAACUACAGAUAAUGGAGUAUCAACCCAUGAAUCUUUCUUGGCAGCAUUGAAAGAGUUUGAUGUCUACUUAAAUGAAAAAAAUGUUAAGCGACCCAUCGUCUUAUUAUCAGAUGGACAUAGCUCUAGACUAGACUUUGAUGUAUUAUCUUUUUUGGAGUCCAAAAGAAUUCAUCUUUUUCUUACUCCACCAGACACAACAGGAGUUACUCAACUUCUUGACCAAGUAAACAAGAACAUUCAUAGUGAGUAUCGUAAGCAAAAAGACUCUAUGUUUUCUGAUAUCUGUUCCUUAAACAAAGAAGCUUUUAUGUUAGUUUUAGCUAAUAUAUGGGACAAGUGGACAACCAAAGAAACGCUUGUAAAAUCUGCUAAAAGGGUUGGUGUUGCCGAAAAUGCAUUGAGUGUUGAUUUUAUGCAAAAAGACAAAUUCGAACGAGCAGAAAACUGUAUUGAACCAGAAAAACAGACUUCUCCACUAAUUUCUUCGCCGGAUAAAAGACGUGGUUCAGCAAAUUAUUGAAAAUCAAAAUUUGAACAAGCGAUGGAGUUGAUUGAUGAACUUCAUGAAAAGAGCAUUCAGCUGGAAGAAAUACCUGGUUUUAUGACAACCAAAAAGAUAAAGCCAAAAUUAACAAAAGAUGCAACACGUGUUACCCAAGUACAUGGAUCAAUGACUGCAAGCGAUGUAAUAACUCUAGUUGAAAGCAUAAAAAGAAAAAAAGAAAAAGAAAAGGAAAAAAAAGAAAAUGCUGCAAAAAAGAAAGAGGAAGUUACAAGACUCUUUAUAACAUGUAAGCUUCAAUGCUAUUGCGAGGAGAUAAAAUGUAAAGCUUUUGGCUUAAAGCAGUGUCCAACCUGCCUCAAUAUAAUGCGGUCCAUUUGCAGCAAAGCAAACUGCAAAGUAAAUGGAAAAAACCCAGAAAUGAUUUUAUCUGCAGCUGCUAGAAAGAAAUAACUGUGAUAUUCAAAAUCUUUUUUAUUGAAUGAACUAUUUGUUUUAAAUUUGUUGUAAAGACUUGUUCUGGAUAAACU